AUGCGUGCAAUUACUCUAUUACUUGCACUGCUGGUUGGCAAGUCAACUGCUGACCUUGAUGAAAAUCAACAUGUGGAAUGGGGCUUCUUUACGAACAAUACCAUCUACCAAACGACGGGGAAUGAGAGCAUUACGUACCCAAGAUAUGUUGAGCUUCGUGACGGCACGAUCUUGGCCACUGCUUCUUUGACUGGCCACUCCCCAGGUUAUUUCCCUAUAUUCGAGAAUCAAGUCAAUGGGUGGGGAAUGAGCGCGCAGCCGGCACUCGCAGAGUUGACAAAACCAAUCGGAGAUUACAAAGCAGGUACCAUUCUAGGGACAGGCAACAGUUGGAGCGAUAAUGGCACAAAAAUCGAUUUGUACGCCAGCAGCGACAGAGCGAGGACAUGGGAGUUCGUCAGCCACAUCGCUGAAGGCGGACGACCCAAUACCACGAACGGCGCAAACCCAAUAUGGGAACCAUAUCUACUGCAAUAUGAAGACCAGGUCAUUGCAUACUACUCCGACCAGCGUGAUCCAAAGCAUGGCCAGAAACUGGCCCACCAGACAUCGCACGACCUGAAGUGCUGGGGCCCCGUCACUAAUGACGUUGCAUACGCUCUCUAUGAAGCGAGACCUGGGAUGACAGUUGUGGCGUAUAUACCGCCUGUUAAGAAAUGGAUCCUCGUCCACGAGCGCCCUAUUGGUAAUUCAUCGUCGUAUGGCGUGAACUAUCCUGUAUACUAUGUGAUGGCGGACUCGCCGUUGAGCUUCGGCGAGAAUGAGGGCCAAGCAAUCGUCAUCAACAAUACUACAGCACCGAAUGCGAGUCCAUAUGUGGUCUGGAGUCCAGCCGGCGGUCCUAUGGGAACAAUUAUCGUAUCCGACGCUGAUCGACGACAGGUCUAUACCAACCGACAUGGUGGCGCAACAGACAGAUGGGAGGAGCAUGCUACACCUGCGGGAGCGGUGUAUAGCCGUGCGAUCCAGAUUUUCCACGAUUAUCCUGACCAUCUCAUGAUUUAUGGCGGGGAAACAUACGAUGAUUUUAGUAAGCACUUACACACGCCCUUCUCGGCAACGGUAGUGAGCUUGUAUGAUGUGUUGCAAGCACCCGCUGCACAAUGA
Neoarthrinium moseri is the source of this 1107-nucleotide messenger RNA. RefSeq lists its product as uncharacterized. The record is from RefSeq and is a predicted model, not a curated record. The transcript has 3 exons. NCBI's taxonomy places the organism in Eukaryota, Fungi, Ascomycota, Sordariomycetes, Amphisphaeriales, Apiosporaceae. Bases 1 to 1107 code for a protein of 368 amino acids.